Cuscuta epithymum is the source of this 2317-nucleotide messenger RNA. NCBI's taxonomy places the organism in Eukaryota, Viridiplantae, Streptophyta, Magnoliopsida, Solanales, Convolvulaceae. The record is from the annotation of a GenBank genome assembly.
CAGAAAUCUAAUUAAUGGGACUAUUUUAUUAAAAAAGAGGACAAUUAAUGACAAAGAAAAGAGAUGUAUCUACAGACUACAGAGUAUACAGUACAGAUCGAGUGGUUAUAGAAGAUGCCUCGGCCCCCCUUAUUCAGUUCAUCGUUAUCACUUGGUAUAGCAUAUUUAUAUUAUUGAUAUUUGUUUACCCAUACAUCGUCCAUUCCAUAUUUCGGCACAGGUUAUGGAUAAUGGGGUGAGAAAGCAUGUCCCGAAUGAUCCUGCUGCUUCAAACUCUGAUCCCGUGCUGAACUACAUUUCCCAGAUUCUACUAGAGGAGGAGGAGGAAAAGGAGAGCAUUGAUGGGUUCUUUGAUGCCACUGCUCUUAGAGCUGCUGAGUAUUCCUUUUAUGAAGCAUUGCAUGGGAAUAUCACUUCCUUACCCUUUUACAGCAAUGCAGGAAGAGGCUCCGGGCAUGGUGUUGAUGCCAUUGUUAAUCCUGGAGAAUUGGAAUCAUCAUGUGUCACAAAUGAGUCUCUCCCUGAUCUCGCCAUCCAGUUAUCAUCAGCAUCACCUAAUUCUGGGUUAAGAGGGUUUUCUUCAUAUAGCUUUGAUAGUGCAAUCAUGUCUUCCCUUAGAGCUACUUCAAGGAUUCGAAAUGUGUUUGGCGGCAAUGAUGAUACCGAGUCCAUAUUGGAAUUACAGAGAGUGAUGGAGGAAGCUGCAGCUGGUAGAGGCAAGAAGCAUCACUACUGUCCACAAGAAAAUGAGUUAGAAGAGAGGAGCAGCAAGCAGUCUGCAGUAUACGAGGAGGUUAAUUUGUCGCGAGUGUUUGAUAAGGUUUUGUUAUGCUGUGAUGAAGAAGAAGAUGGUCCAUCUCGAGUCGGACAGAAAGGAGGAAGACGUCACUAUUCAAGGAAACGGGGAGAUAAUUGUGAGAUUGUUGUGGAUGUGGUGUCUCUUUUAACCAGUUGUGCACAACCUAUUAAUGAUGGUGAUUACAGGGGUGCACAAGCUGAAUUAAAGAAGAUCAGGCAGAACUCCUCACCCACGGGCAAUGCAGAUCAAAGGCUCGCUCAUAUAUACGCAGACGCUCUAGAGGCACGAUUAACAGGUACUCACACACGAGUAUACCAACCUAUAUCUCCUAAGAGCUUGAUAGUUUCUGAGUUGGCCAAAUCUGACAUGACAGAGUGGCCAAUCAUGAGAAUGUCAGUUUUCUUUUCAAAUACAAUGAUUUACGAGGCAGCUUCAAGAUGUUCAUCGUUGCACAUAAUAGAUUUUGGCAUUCUUCAUGGAAUCCAGUGGCCCACUCUUAUUCGAGAUCUUUCAAAAAGACGUGGUGGCCCUCCAAGACUUCGAAUAACCGGGAUUGAGCUUCCUCAACCUGGUUUCCGUCCAUCACAAAUGCUAGCGGAGACAGGUCUUCGCUUGGAAAAUUUUUGCAAAUGCUUCGGUGUACCAUUCAAGUUCAAUGCAUUAACAGCACAACAUUGGGAGGCAAUUAAGAUUGAUGACUUGAAACUUGUGAGUGGUGGUGAAAUGAUUGCUGUUAACUGUAACAUACGAUUUGAACACCUAUUGGACGAGACUGUAGUUGCUGGGUACAACCCUAAGGAUGAAGUUUUAAACUUAAUCCGGGAAGUAAAUCCUGAUAUAUAUGUACAAACUGUGGAAAGUGGAGGGUAUAACUCUCCUUUCUUUCUUCCUCGCUUUCAAGAGUCUCUCCUCUUCUUCUCUGGUAUUUUUGAUGCGUGUGAGGCUUUUUUACCACACAAUCAUCCUCAAAGAUUGAGUCUUGAGCAAGAGUUUCUCGGACGCGAUAUAAUGAAUGUCAUUGCAUGUGAGGGCAUUGAAAGAAUAAAGAGGCCCGAGACGUACAAGCAGUGGCAAUCUCGCAUUUUGAGGGCCGGAUUCAAACCUUUUCCCUUAAAGCCUCGCCUCUUCAAGAAGUUGAUAGCCAAGGCCCGAGCAUCAUAUCAUCAUAAUGACUUUAUCUUUAUUGAAGAUGGCAUAUGGAUACUGCAAGGCUGGAAAGGUCGGGUUUUCAUCGGCAGCUCUUGUUGGGUGGCUGCAUGAGAGACUCACAAUCCCUCGUAGUUUGGUAGUCUGAGAAACGAGAAACUUCACCGCUUAGCGUUUUAAUGUCUAAUAGGACUUUUCAAUGCAAAUUAGUGUUUGUUCAAGCAAGUUUGUAUGAAAUUUACUCAAACAACAUAAUGCAAUAUGUUGCGUAAUAUUUCUUACAUUUUCCAUUUAAUUAUGAACCAAAAUAAUGUACGAAGUACUAAUUUAUGUGUAUCAUCAAGUUGGACUAUUUAUAUCUUUAAUUAUUUU